Molecule: messenger RNA, 2517 nt
Organism: Sorghum bicolor (sorghum)
Lineage: Eukaryota; Viridiplantae; Streptophyta; Magnoliopsida; Poales; Poaceae
Exons: 8
Coding region: 556-2196 (546 amino acids)
Source: RefSeq, a predicted model, not a curated record
AUACAUCAGUAAUGUUUUGUUGAGUUGAGGUUGAGCAAGCUGUCUGAAACUCUGCUCAAGGAACCUGGUGGAGUCUUCUUCUCUUCUCUGUCCUUCCGCCCCACCACCACCAGCUCCAGCCUCCAGCCAGCCGGCGGAGAAAAGCAGGGGAUUGGACCCUCGGAGCUUGCACCUGGCAGCCCAGAGCACAGCAAGGCAAAGCACCCGAUUCGAUUCCUAGGCACCCGGCUUUUCCAUCCAUGUCUUCCUUGCUUGACCAAUCUCGAUUGCCCGCCUCAGCUCCUUUCCCUCUUCUCCUGGCUUCUCUCGCCCUUUCCGGCGGUUGGAGGACCAGAAGCUGAGCUAGCCGCCCGCCUUCCGGACGCUGAUGUGAUUGACCCGGUCGGUUGAUUGGGAAUUUUAGCAUCGCGAUACCUCCAGCAGCGGUCCAGCGGUCCAGCCCAAGGCUCCAGCACGGCAGUUGGUUGAGUCACCGUCCGCCAUUCUGUUAGCAGCUUCCGCUGCCGGCCGAUCUUGCCGCGCCAGCAGCAGAAAAGGCCGGCGUUUUCUUCAGCCAUGGCGUGCGCGGCGGCGCACAUGUUCGUCUACAACGCCACUCUCUGCGCCUGCGACCCCGGGUACUUCCUCUUCACCAACUCCACCGGCGGCAGCAACGGAAGCAGCACCAGCACCAGCUGCGUGUCAUUGCCCCGCGGCGGCGACGGGUUCGGCGACUGGCAGGUCGGGUCCGUUGGCGCGUCCAAGAACCAGAGCUUCUACUUCCUGACCCCGGUCCUCUCCCUCGACGUCGUCCGCCGCCUCACCCAGUCCCAGGCCGUCCUCCUCUGGGUGGCGCUCGCCACGCUGCUCUCCUGGUUCGCCUUCUGCGCCGCCGCCAGGUUCGCCGGCCAGGACCCCGCCCGCCACAAGAAGCUCUUCGGCGCCCGGUUCUGGGUCAGCCGCCUCGACUGCAUCUUCGACAACAACCACUAUGCGAAUGAUCAACAAGUACUGAGGAAAAGAAAAACAGAGCUGGGGGGCAUGUUCUCGGUGGCUACCGUGAUACUCUUCCUUGGAUUAGCCACAGUUCUGCUGUAUCAAGCCAUCCACAGGCGUAACGCCGAAGUACAUCGAGUGAAACCAGCUAAUGCUCCGGAUUUGCUGGAUUUUGUGAAUGAUCUUGAGUUUCACAUAACAACUAUCUCAAGCAUGUCUUGCGCCCAAGUAGUGGCACCUUCUACAAUAGCAAUGGGAACCCCUGGGUUUAUGGACUUCAGGGUGCUGCCUCUGUCGACACUCUUGACCUACACUUGCCAGAACACGAGCGAGGGGCCAUCAAUUACACUGAAGUGCAAUGGCUGCCGAAUCCCUCCAAGAGACCACUAUGUAUCCUGGCAGUUUGUUGACCUGCCAAGGCAACCGGCUGCUGCUAUUGGCUUCCAGUUUAAUUUGACUGCAAAGGAACAUGGAGAUGAUAAAGAUAUGAGCUUUGUGAGUGGUACUUUAAGCUCUGAUAAUUACGUUGAUGCCAAGCUGAAAACAUUCAGAGGGCCAGAUUCCAAUGUGCUCAAAAUUCAAUUGUUUCCUCAAAUAUACAACAACCAUCGUGGCUUGAAGCUCUUGCAGCCGCUUGUCCAGGACUUCACUCAAGGUUCUACCUUAUCAGAUUUGAGCAGCUUGAAUGCUUCCUUGCAAAACCCUAGAGAUGGAGUGAUAAAUACUACACUCUACAUAAGUUAUCUUUCUGACUAUAUCGUGGAGAUCAGCAAUGAAAAUGUGCUUGGCCCAGUCAGUAUACUUGCGAGUAUUGGUGGCCUGUAUGCCUUCAGUGUAGCAAUUUUUCUCUGCCUCAUGGCUCAAUGUGAAGGCAGGAUAAAGAAGCUCCGAGACGAGGAUACCAGAAUGCUCAAUAUUCUUAGCAAACAACGUGCUCAACGAAAUUGGAACAAGGUUCGGAAGUUUGUCAUGUACACCUGGGGUCCAAGCAACUUGGAUCCAACAGAUAGAAGUGGCAAGUGGCCUGAAGGCUCGGUGAUGGAUUCCCUCCAUGGAUCCUUCCACAAGAGAAGAAAACCAAUUAGAAGAGGAGCCUCAAAUGGGAGCAAACCUAAUAAGCCUGGUGACAUGGUACCACAUCAUGCAGUUGAAAUUGAAAGAGUUGGGGAGAUACAGCAGUCAAGCAAUUCUAGCACUGCCAGCACCUGUGACUAUGAUUGACGGUUGCAACAGGACCAUACUCCCGGCGCGGAGCUGUCUAUAUGAAGAGUGUAGGUAGAGGCAAUUGGCUAAAAUUGUACAGGUUCGGUUUGCAGGGUCGUAGCAACAGGGUUCACAGACGUGUUUGAAUCGGUAUGAUGAGAGGUGACUGGGGAGUUCCAUUGAUGGUUUAAGCUGGAGCCAGCUUCUGAAGUCCGGUCAGGUGUCUAUGUGUGUUACCACUUUUUGGUUUCAUUUCAUGAGAAGGGAUUGGUAUUCUUUCCUUGAAUUGUACAUGGUGGUACUCAUGAAUGGAUUUGAUUGGAGCCCUUGUUCAUUUCA